AUGUCUCUUUCGCCUCCCACCCAGGAGAGCUACCUCGUCAUCGGAGGAUGCGGCUUCCUCGGACGACACAUCGUUGAGGCCCUCGUCGGCCGUGGCGAGAAGAACGUCUCCGUCUUUGACAUCGUUCAGAGGCAUUUCGACGACAACAUCAACUUCUACACCGGCGACAUUACGAAGGUUGAGGAUGUCUCGGACGCUAUUAGGAAGGUGUGUGAGCGGAGAGCGCAGCUUCGAUGUUUCCCAGAAGCUGACCCGCAGUCGAACGCCAAGAUUGUGAUCCACACGGCGUCGCCUCCCCACGGUCUCGGACGGGAAGUGUACGAGAAGGUGAACGUCGAGGGCACGAAGAUUGUGAUCGAGGCGUGCAAGUCCGCCGGCGUCCCGAAGCUGGUGUACACUUCUUCCGCCGGAGUCAUCUACAGCGGAAAGGAGAACCUGAUCAACGCGGACGAGCGCAUCAAGUACCCGAAGGUGGCCCUCGAUGCCUACAACGAGACGAAGGCCAAGGCCGAGGAGCUGGUGCUGGAGGCGAACGGCGACGAGCUGCUGACCUGCGCUCUGCGACCGAGUGGUAUCUUCGGCCCUGGCGACCGACAGGCGAUCUCUGGCUUCUACUCGGUGGUCAAAAACGGACAGACCAAGUUCCAGAUCGGCUCGAACGAGAACCUCUUCGACUGGACUUACGUCGGCAACGUGGCGCACGCCCAUCUUCUCGCCGCCGACAAGCUCGACACCACGUACCCUGUUGAGGGCCUCCACCUUCCCCUCCCCAAUGUCGACUUGUCGCUCGGCCACCACCGCAUCCCGACUUCCAAGGCGCACCCUCUCGGCCCCAAGGUCAACCCCACUCCUGAGGACCAGGUUUGCGCCGCGCGCUUCGAGAGCGACGAGGUCGACCCGUCCGACCUCCGCCCCGUCCUCCGGUCGCGCAUGGACCAGUUCGCCGAACUCGCCGAUACGGACGACAACGGCGACGGCCCCGCGCCCGGCGCCAAGGUCGCGGGCCAGGCAUUCUUCAUCAACAACUGCGAGCCCGUCGCGUUCUGGGACUGGACCCGUGCCGUCUGGCGCGAGCUCGGCCACAUCCCGCCCUACACCAUUGUCCUCCCGACUGCGCUCGGUUUGAUCCUGGCGACGCUCGCCGAGAUCUUCUCCAAGCUCACCGGCCGCGAGCCGGGCUUCACCCGUUUCCGCGUCACCUUUGCGACGCAGCAGAGGUACUAUGACUCGGAGCGCGCAAGGAGACUCCUCGGCUACACCCCCAUUGUGGGCGUCGUCGACGGCCUCGAGCGCUGGACGAGCUGGUACAAGGAGGAGCUGGCCAAGGCGGGCGAGCCCAUCCAGGAGACGGAGAAGACCAAGUAG
Messenger RNA from Trichosporon asahii var. asahii CBS 2479, 1365 nucleotides. Its product is annotated as C-3 sterol dehydrogenase (C-4 sterol decarboxylase). Gene Ontology annotation, biological process: steroid biosynthetic process. The transcript is spliced from 2 exons. The record is from RefSeq and is a predicted model, not a curated record. NCBI's taxonomy places the organism in Eukaryota, Fungi, Basidiomycota, Tremellomycetes, Trichosporonales, Trichosporonaceae. Gene Ontology annotation, molecular function: 3-beta-hydroxy-Delta5-steroid dehydrogenase (NAD+) activity. Bases 1 to 1365 code for a protein of 454 amino acids.